CGAAAAGCAUGCGGAUCAUGAAGAUGCAGAAGGCCAGGGGAAAGGCUAAGUAGAGGUCCUCCACCUGAGGGAAGGUGGCUUCUUCGGUGUUCUUCAGAUCCGCCCAAGUGACAUUGUGGGGCAGCCAAAACCUCUCGUUCCAGAACCAAGCCAGGAUCCCUGCCAUCUUUGCUUUGUCUGGCUCAGCUUCUUCCCCCUCCCAACCCCACCUCUCUCUGGAUAUUAUUAUUUUUUUGUUGCUUUCCUCCCCGCUUGCCGCCGCCGAAGAUGCUCAGCCGCGCGCGGGUGCCCGCCGAGCUCAAUGUUUAUAGCUAAGCCGUGUGCCUUAGGCUUAAAAGUCCAAGCCAAUGGACCACAGAAGGCUCAGCCUAAUGCUAUUCUUGAAAAAGUCUUCACUGCCAUCACAAAGCAUCCAGACGAGAAGAGGCUGGAAGGGCUAUCCAAGCAGCUAGACUGGGAUGUGCGCAAUAUUCAGCGUUGGUUUCGACAGAGACGCAACCAGGAAAAACCAAGCAUUCUUAGGAAAUUCUGCGAGAGCUUGUGGAGAUUUACAUUUUAUCUUUACAUAUUCACCUAUGGAUCCCGGAUCUUAAAAAAGAGUUCUUGGCUGUGGAACACAAAGCAGUGCUGGAUUGGCUACCCAUAUCAGCCAUUGAUGCCUGAGAUUCAUUACUACUAUAUACUUGAACUGGCAUUCUAUUGGUCCGUAAUGUUUUCUCAGUUCAUUGACAUCAAAAGAAAGGAUUUUAGCAUCAUGUUUACACAUCAUAUUGUGGCAGUCAUGUUACUAAUUAUCUCUUACGUAGUCAACUUCACACGAGUUGGAACCCUGGCUUUGUGUCUUCAUGAUGUUGUUGAUGUCGUGCUGGAGGCAGCCAAAAUGGCAAACUACUGCAAGUUUCAAAAACUCUGCGAUUUCCUCUUUCUUAUGUUUGCUAUUAUUUUCAUUAUUACUAGACUUGGAAUAUAUCCUUUAUGGAUACUGAAUACCGUAUUCUUCGAACUGCCUGAAAUUGUUGGUGGUUUUCCUGGCUUAUCAAUCUUUGUCAUUUUACUUUUGAUACUUCAAAUUCUCCACUGCUUUUGGUCCUAUUUAAUAAUAAAGGCAGCCUAUAAAGCUAUUUUGAAAGGCAAGGCAAAAGAUGACCGAAGUGAUGUGGAGUCCAGUUCAGAUGAGGAAACCUCUACUCUUCAGUCAAAGACCUCCCAUAGCUCAGCUACCAUCAAUGGGACAAACGGAACAAACGGGUAUCUCACUGGUAGCAAUUCUGCAGAGGAAUAUUAAUCCUUGGAGUAUACACUGCUACGUGAACUGUUUGCUACAGAAAACAAAUAAGUUGUGAAUGCAGGAGUUGAUUUUUUUUCUCUCUCUCUGUUCUUCUUUCCUUCUUUUUCCUGUGUAGGGGGGUUUAAAUCUCAGAAAAAAUAUCUACACACACUUGGAAUAUUUAAAGCUUCUAAUACCACAUUGCUUUAUUUCCUGUUUGUAAAUGACAGCGCCACAUGAUUUUCUGUAUGUAGGCAUGCUGUAUCUAUCUAUAUAUCUCUCUGACCAGAUGGGAGCAGUAUUUUCUUCAGUAGUUUUUGAGUAUUAUUUACUUUAUAUCUUACUUUGAGAUGACUUCCAAAUGAAAAAGAAAACUUCCUUAAGAUUCUCUUUUGGACUUCAUUAGGAUUAAAGAUUGCCAGGUUAAAGAUGGGGGCGGGAGGGUUGUGCUUGGUUUCUCUAGCCAGUAUUCUGAUAUUGUAGUUGCCUGCUAAGAUUUCACUUAUUGCAAAAUCACACAAGUUUGUGAUUCUUUCUAGAUAUUUUUUUUUAAAUGAGAGGGAAGUUUCUUUUUGAUGAAAGAUGCUGACUUUAGAACUUGCUGGUACAAUCACAAUUGUUAAUUCCUCUUCCAUUUCAAAAUGUUAUCUUGAUAGUUUUAUGUAACAGAGUCAGUUUGACCAUUCAUUUUCGUUCACUAUGCGUGCUAUAAGAACACAUUUUUAAUUGAUUUAACCCUUAGUGGCAAAUUUGUUUUGGCUUCCAGCUAAAUGAACUAACUUAUCUUCAACAUAGGUUCCUAUCUUGCAGAUUACCUCAAAUUUUCUGUUUGGAUCCAUUUUUCAAGCAUGUGCAAUCGAACUGGUAUUAUAAGCACCAGCUUAUAAUAAUUAUAAUAUUUAUUUCUUGCUUUUACUUUCUUAUUAUUUACAAUAUUCAUUUCCUUCCUUUGGUAGCCCUUCCAGAUGUUCAAAAAUGCUGUGUGGAGUCUGAUGAAACCAUUCCAUUGCCUCGUCCUGCGUAUCAGCCACAACCUGAGCUGGGAUGAUUCAUUCAAUUACCAAUCAGUUCUUUUGUUGCUAGUCCUUCCAGUCAGCCCAGAGUUGGCUGGGAGACUGUCACUCCUUUCCCAGCUUUACCUUUAUUUAUAUAUUUAUUUAGCUGAAGUGAAAACUACCCAUACAUGGCACAGGUAGAAGCAGUACCACUGUAGAUAAGUCAGGAGGAUUGUAUCUCACAUGCAUUCCUGUGAUAUAUUUUUUAACACAAACUCACCUUUGCAAGAGAGUGAAACCAGGCUCUUCUGGAGCUUUUUAUGUUGCAGAAGGGAGAGCAGUCCCCCUCAAUUAUCUUCAUAGCUGUAUUAUAGGAAAAAAAAUACCUUAGGGUUAGAGACCUUGAUAGUCAGGGAAAUGGGGAGAGGGGUUUCUUUUCUAAGUAGAAAUGCACUCACAAAUAGGGCUUCCACACAAAGUUUGUAGAUACCUAGUUUCAGCUCCACCAGGACUUACAGUAGUUUGUCAAUCAAAGAUAGCGCCAACCAUCUCAGUAGCCUUUUUUGGUGGAGCGGCUUGUGGGCUAUUGUGAGUAAGAGUGCGGAAUCUGCUUUGCCAGUUAGUUGCACAGGUCACAUCUGGAACAAAUGGUAUGAAUUUCACAUUGAUGCUUUUUCAAAACUAUUUUAGAAGAUAUACAUUUAGCUUGGCCCAAAGCCACCUGCGCCAAAGUUAGCAUUGAAAGAUCUAGCACAAAGGAAAGAACAGCAACUGGAAAGAAUGUCUUUCUAGAAAUAAUGUGGGCUCUAGAGGCAUGAUGUAGAGGAGAGACUGAAUUAUCUAUAGUGCUAGUUUUGAUGCAACACAGUAAAAUGCCCAAUUUUUUUACAUUUACUGUUGGUGUGGCAAGACGAGUGGCUCAUUUGAAUGGGUAUUAUCUUACCAAAAACCUCCUGCUUAAGAGGCACUUGCUUUUGAUUUAAAUGAGCCAGAAAUGAAUUGUAAGCCAGUUUGGGAAGGUGGUCUGUUUUAUCUUUUUGUUUGUUUAGUUUUUUGCUGCUGCAUAUCUAUAGCUUGAGAAAAGUUGAAUAGUAUUUUACCUGACUUUAUUAUAUGGGAAGAGCUUUGGAGGGAAAAAGAAGACAAAAUAAUUUAUUGAUUACCAUUUAUAUGAAGAAAGUGUUCAUAUGACUGUUUCUGAAACCAACCCGGUUGGUAUUUUCUGUUUUCCCAAUAGUUGUAGGUAUGCUGGUCCCCAAUCUUCCAGAUGUUUUGAUUUGUUGCACAGGCCCCAAGGUAUUUUAAGUCUUAAGAUGGACUCUGGUCACUUGACUAUUCUGUUCAAAUACAUUGGCAAAAAACUAAAACAAAAAAACAGUUACUUGUGUGGCCAAAAAUCUCUUGAAAUGUAAAUAUUGAAAACAUUCCCUUAUGUUUUCUACGUAACCCAUCAAUAGCCCUGUCCUCAAGAAUUUAAGAAAGGGGAAAUUAACAGGAGUUGUGAAUUAGUAUUAAUACCCUCCCGGACAUCCGUUAAAACUUAAUUGGUCCCAGAGUUUCUAUUUUUAUUUAUAUAUUGUCAUUCCAAAGCUGUCACCCUUUGACUCAAGCUCAACUCUUUGAUGCUAGGCUGAAGACUUUUGAGCAGAUAGAUUACAAGGGUCGCAACCAAGAAUAGAACCUGAGUCGUGAUAAAGUUAGAUUAUCAAAAUAAAUAUGCGUUUGAUGUUCUUUCAGUUAGUUAGUAUUGCAAGUGAACACUAAUUCAGAGGGUUGGCCUGUUUAAUCCCAUGUCCAUAUAAACAUUGCAAUUACAUAAAUAAAAGAAAGAGGUUCCGACUUCACUAGUUGGCACCUCACGGACUAAAAAAGUGUUAGAUAGUAGAGUGUUAAGGCUAUAAAAUAUAAGUAAACAAUGUUAAGUCACAGGAAAAUUGGUCUCUCUUAAUGCCAUGAAGACUCCACUGGAAAGAUGCCCCUUCUUGCACUCUAGGGCUUGUAAGAAAAUGGGGAUAGUGUUCACAAGUAUAUAAGUUCAAUGUUCUCCUAUGAUUGUGCCUGCAAAGAGCCCAAGUCAAAAUAAGGAAUUAUUCCCAGGAAGAAUUCCUAGAAUCCAUCUGGUAUUCCUUUGCCGCUAACAAUAUUUUUUCAUGUAGCUUCUUUAUUUAAAAAAAAAACACCCAAGUUUAAAAGGUCUUAUUUGUAAAAGCUGUUUGGUCCCUUUUUGCACUAGAGUAAGAAAUGCAGUGGCUGGAGUGUGUAGAAUAGGAAAAAAAAUGGAAGAAAACUCUCUGGGAGUUAGUAGCCUUUAGAUUGACUGAAUGUUUUAGUAGCCAGCCCUGGAGUAGUGAAGUAAGAUCUAUAAUUGUGUACAUUUAUUCUGUUAUCAAAUAACAAUGGAACACACUAAAAUAAGUAACAGUGUGUUUUUUUAAAAAAGAAAGAAAGAAAAGAAAAUAUUGGCUACACAUCUGAAAGGCGAACGUCUCUUUGGUGUACAUCCAGUUAAGUUGGAAGUGUGACGCCUUACCUGCAGUUUCAAUCCAAACUGUAGAGUGCCAGAUUAAAAAUGCCAAAAAGAAAUUAUACACAUAUCUGUUGUCAUUUUUGAGUUGGUUCAAGUAGCUUUCUCAUUCAUUGCCUCUUUGAUGCAGGUUGCCAUUUCCUAUGGUUUACCUAAGAUCCAACAUAGAGGUCUGGGUGACUUUAUCUUUGCGCUCAUCUUGUAAUUCAGCCCUUACACAGACAACUUACUCCUUUCCUCUCUUAUAUCCCCAAUUUCUACUGUUUUUAAAUAGUACCAUUAAUUGGAGCGUAAUCACAUGCACUAGUUCAUACUGAAAAUUUAUGUACAAUGGAGGGAAAGGUGCAUACAUCCCAGAAUUCACUUCCUCUCUCUUCCUUGCACAUUCCACACAAAAAAAAUACACAUUCCUCAUUUUGUUUAAGGAGAAAAUAUUAGAUAUUAGUCGCUAAUGACAUCUAGCUAGGAGCCAUUCUUCUGAGAAGCAUUAACGUGUGUUUUCCUCCCUACUCCUGUCACAUGCUGAAGCGGGUUUCUUCCUUGUAUCUGACAAAUGGAGGUAGGUCUCUUUCAUCUUCUAGCAGAAUAAAAACUCGAGUUGGGAUUAUUAGACCAGGAGAUUAACCAUCCGUUUUCACACAUGAUCCAAUACAUUUCUGGGAUCCUAGAGGGCCUUCUUCAGACUGAUGGCCUAUGAAGCUAUGCUUUGAUUCCAGUUAUUCCACAGCUGGAAUUGAGCGUGGUUGUGUGCUCAAUGAAUGCUAUAGUUUCCCAUAAAUGAUGGGCAAAUUAUUAUCUAACUGAAUGCCGGUUUCUUUAGCUUGUCUUACACACUAUAUAAAAAGAUAUACGUUACACAGUAUGCUGAUGGUGCAGGUCAAUUAGACAGCCUGUCAUCACUUUAACAAUACAUGCCAAAAGUUGGCAUUUAGGUCUAUUAAUGUGCAUUCUUCUCAUCACAAAUUAAUAGGUGUGUGUAUGUGCAGGUGUGUUUGUGUGCAAGCAUACAUAUACACACACACAUAUGUACACAUAUUCACCAUAACAUAAACUUUGUUUUUCUGUAAGAAGCAGAUGGAAUAGUUUCUUCUCUCUUGUUAUUAAUAAUUAUUUCAUUAUUGUUUGCUAUGUUCUUUGUAUUCCUGGAUUCUCAUAAAUUAAAAGUUCUGUAUGCUGCUGUGGGAAUGACCAAAAUAUUCCAAAUCCAGCCAUCUGGAAAUCAAAAACAAUCAAAAGGGCUCUUAUUCUACUACAAGAGUCUUCCUUGGAUACAUGGGAUGCUGCUGCUAAACUGCCCAGCUUUAGUUUCUCUCUUUCAGAAUUGUCUUUGAGGUUUUGGAGAAGCUUUCUUGGUGUAGGUUCCAUCGCAGCAUGUUUUUAACUGAAAUGAAAAUUAAGUGCCUGGCUCAGCUUUGCAUACUUGGGAAAUGGCUUCCCUUUGUUUUUCAUGUUGGUAGUAUUUAUUUCGACCUUCGCUUUAGCCUUGCCCAUUAGUGCUACAAUAAGGUGAUCCUAAUCAGAGGUUAAUGACAAUCAGAUCAAAACGAAGUUUGAUUCAAGCAAAUCUGAUACGGUGGAGGUGGGGGGGGGCACAACAGGUGUGCAUGGAAAGUGCAACCUACCGCAAAAGGGAACAUCCUUUUUGUGCCAUAUUCAGUUGGUCAGCUCAGGACCAAAAGUGGUAAUUUCCCCCGCUGAGAUUUCAAGACAAUCGAAGAGUCUGAGAAAUUCCUAGAACUAUCAGAACUUAACUGGCAUAUUCCAUGGUCAAAAAGAGAACAAUGUGUGUAGCCUUGGAUUUUGCUUCUUUCUCCUUUUUUGUCGUAAAUAUAAAAAUAACCAUUCUUCUGAAAUUCUUGGAAUCAAUCAAUCAAUAUUGUGAAUUUAGAUUUGAAAACACUUUCAUAAUAAACACUAAGCA
This is a messenger RNA of Thamnophis sirtalis, 6707 nucleotides long. NCBI's taxonomy places the organism in Eukaryota, Metazoa, Chordata, Lepidosauria, Squamata, Natricidae. The record is from RefSeq and is a predicted model, not a curated record.